AUGUGGAGAAAAUCUGCAAGUCAUAAAAAAACACAAGAGAAUGUACAAGCUCUUAUUGAAGAGGGUGAAGAAGAAGAACUUUUUGUUGUUUCUUGCUUUGCUACUGCAAGAUCAACAGAAAAUUGGCUAAUUGAUAGUGGUUGCACGAACCACAUGAGUUAUGAUCAAGAAUUAUUCAAAGAUCUUGAUGCGACCUACAACACAAAUGUCCGAAUUGGAAACAAAGCAAAAAUAGCAGUGAAGGGCAAAGGAACCAUUGCGAUCAAAGGUUGCACAAUACAGCAACGUGGUGGAACUGUGGUACCAUCAAAACCAUAUCAGGAUGUUGUUCUAUCUUCUGACGGACAGUUUGCGCUUUCCGACUCCUGGGACGGCGAGCUCCGCCUCUGGGACCUUGCAGCCGGCACCUCCGCGCGCCGUUUUGUUGGACACACCAAGGACGUCCUCUCUGUGGCGUUCUCCAUUGACAACCGUCAGAUCGUGUCGGCCUCGCAUGACCGCACAAUCAAACUGUGGAAUACCCUUGGUGAAUGCAAGUACACUAUUCAAGACAAUAAUGCUCAUUCUGAUUGGGUUAGAUGUGUGCGUUUCAGCCCUAGCACUCUUCAGCUGACUAUUGUGUCUGCAUCUUGGGACCGCACUGUUAAGGUGUGGAACCUCACGAACUGCAAGCUGAGAAAUACCCUUGCUGGACACAGUGGGUAUGUGAACACUGUUGUUGUUUCUCCCGAUGGUUCUUUGUGUGCUAGUGGUGGAAAAGAUGGAGUUAUUUUGCUGUGGGAUUUGGCUGAGGGUAAGCGUCUCUACUCUCUCGAUGCUGUGGGAUUUCGCUGCCGUUUCUGCUGGGGCUGCUCCGAGGAGCGGCGGGAGGCGGAGAAAGGGGGGUGGGAUGGUAUUGGGGGAAGAAUUUGA
Molecule: messenger RNA, 912 nt
Organism: Vigna angularis (adzuki bean)
Lineage: Eukaryota; Viridiplantae; Streptophyta; Magnoliopsida; Fabales; Fabaceae
Product: guanine nucleotide-binding protein subunit beta-like protein
Exons: 3
Coding region: 1-912 (303 amino acids)
Biological process (GO): rescue of stalled cytosolic ribosome; positive regulation of protein phosphorylation
Cellular component (GO): cytosol; nucleus
Molecular function (GO): ribosome binding; translation regulator activity; protein kinase C binding
Source: RefSeq, a predicted model, not a curated record